Molecule: messenger RNA, 478 nt
Organism: Canis lupus familiaris (dog)
Lineage: Eukaryota; Metazoa; Chordata; Mammalia; Carnivora; Canidae
Product: latent-transforming growth factor beta-binding protein 1-like
Exons: 3
Coding region: 209-478 (89 amino acids)
Source: RefSeq, a predicted model, not a curated record
GCGCGCCCAGCAGGGCCGGCAAGCCGUGCGCGCAGCAGCGCAGCCCGAGAGCCGGGGCGGCGGGGGCUCGCGGCCGCAGGGUCCGCAGAAGCCGCAGCUGCAGGGGGUUAAUGUCUGUGGAGGCCAGUGCUGCCAUGGCUGGAGUAAGGCCCCCGGCUCCCAGAGGUGCACCAAACCAAGCUGUGUUCCACCGUGCCAGAAUGGAGGGAUGUGUCUCCGGCCUCAGCUCUGUGUGUGUAAACCGGGGACCAAGGGCAAAGCCUGUGAGAGCACAGCUGCCCAGGACACCUCAUCACCAGGCUUUGGAGGGCAGAGUCCUGGGGCUGCUUCCUCCUGGGUCCCCCCUGAGCAAGCAGCAAAGCACACUUCAUUGAAGAAGGCAGACAGUCUCCCAAGAAUCAGCCCUGUGGCCCAGAUGACCUUGACCCUGAAGCCGAAGCCUUCAGUAGGACUCUCCCAGCAGAUUCAUUCUCAGUGA